AUGUCAACAGAUAGCUUUGACGAGGCGUCUGUUCUCGAAGUAGAUGUCGGCAAUACAACCGAAGUGUCCAGCAUGACCGAAGAACGGAUAAAUCGUAAAUAUUGUGGUUCCUCCAUAUGCCGAUUUAUAUUUCCAUUUGUCAUAAAAGAACAAGAAUCAAAAGCACGGGAACACUUGAGAAAUAUAAUUAGUUUUGCUCAACGAAGCAAUCGAGUAGUAAUCUUACCCAACGUUGGUAAUGCAAGACUGGGUGGAUGUAUGUCUUUUUCGUUUGAUUAUUACUACUCUAUCGAAUCGCUUCGACGAAGUUCUCCAAAGACCGUGUUCAUCACGCAGGAUCAAUUUCAAUCAUGGAACCAAGAGAUCAACGAGAUGAGAGCUAGAAGACCCACCGCAAAAGUUGUCUUACUGAGUAGUCAGAAGUCUAAACAAAACCAAGUUGCAUCGGAACAGCUUGAUAUCGAGAGACUCAAGAAACGGUUUUGCUUGCAACCGUUUGACUAUUUGAAAUAUCACGACGAAGAUGAACGAACCGCUACUGCACUAAGUUUACUGACGAGUCGCGAGUCCGUUUGGUCCAAAUCAGCCACUCGGCGGGCUCAAGUCGAACAGUUUAUUGUCGAUAAUCUUCAAUCCGUUGAAUCGGACGUUCUACUGCUAUACUAUGACCUCAGAUAUUCUUGUCUUCGUAAUCUGCCUGCGCCGGCUGAAUAUGCUGAUCAUCUAGUCGAUCAAGCAAAGGCCGCAACAGCUUCACUGCAUCCAUAUGUGGCCAUUCAUUGGCGGAUGGAAGGAGCUGACUCAACUAAAUUGCCCGAAUGUAGCUAUGAUCUCGUAAAUUAUAUCCAACAGCUUAAGAAAAACUAUGGAAUAAGUAAUGUAUAUAUGGCUACUGAUUUCCCAAUUGAUGGUGAUGCUAUGCAUUCAGCGACAUUUAGGAAGUUUAACGAAAAUCAUCACAGAGCGGCAGAAAUACUCAAAACCAAUAUGGACUUCCAUACUUGGAAGCAUUUGGAAGCUUCUCUUCCUCCUUUGAAUGAGACAAAGUUUUUAGCAAGGGGCAAACGCAUUCCUGUUAAGAAUAAUGGAUCGGGGGUGUUGGGAAUUUUAGAUAAGAUAAUUCUGACAAAUGCUGAUUGGUUUGUAAGUGGUCCAGCUGAAUGUAGUAAGAAAACCAGUUCUUACACUACGCAAGUUGCAACAGAAAGACUUGCAAUUGCAAGAAAGAAAUCUGCUAAUGGGCCUGACGUCUACAUUUUCGAUAUAACGGCGAAUUCAUCCUCUUACAUAGUAUCCGGGUCACAGAACGAAAUAAAACUGUAUGAUCGUCAAACUUUAAAUAAUACUCGAGUACUUCCCUUUCAUAAAGACUCCAUUACAAAAAUAAAGAGUCAAGGAGAUUUCUACUUGAUAUCAAGUUCAAAGGAUGGUCAUAUUGCAUUUUGGGACUUGAGGACCACCGACACACCUUCGAUAAUUUAUCACGCAACGCACGCUGAGCCAUUGCUGUCUUUCGACAUUAAUUUCUCAGAGACGCUUCUCGCGGCAGGAACCGAGCUUGUUGCGGAGGAUGCCAAAAUUAUCUUUUGGGAUAUACGUGCGUCAUCCAUAAUAACCGAAUUCACAGAGUCACAUAGUGACGAUGUCACGAAUCUUCAAUUUCACCCAAUAUCUGCCACUCGUUUGUUGACGGGAGCAGAGGAUGGAAUUGUGUGUAAUUACGACAUAAGUAAUUUUGACGAAGACGAGGCAUUGGUCUCAGUAAUAAAUUCGGAAUCCACAGUACAUAAAGCCGGAUACUUUGGUCCGCAAGGCGAAUAUGUCUAUUGCUUGACGCAUACUGAAACAUUUGGUCUGUGGUCGAUAGAGAGCGACGCCUUGUGUAAUUUUGGAGAUGUUAGAUCGUUCUCAUCACCUGGAGUCUGUUCGAUCGAUUACGCAAUUGACUGCUAUUACAAUAAUAAUACGCAGAGACUAUAUUUAUUAGGAGGAUCCAACGGGGGAGAUAUUUCCAUAAUACAUGUAGCUGUGAAUGAAUUGCAAUUCUGUCAGGUGUUGAAAGGCGGACAUACUGAAGUUGUUAGAAGCAUCUGCUGGGAUCCUGAGAUAAAUACGCUAUUGUCCGGAGGUGAAGAUUCCGUGUUAUCUUUAUGGGCGACAAUAUAA
Messenger RNA from Paraglomus occultum, 2166 nucleotides. NCBI's taxonomy places the organism in Eukaryota, Fungi, Glomeromycota, Glomeromycetes, Paraglomerales, Paraglomeraceae. The record is from the annotation of a GenBank genome assembly.